AAUUAAGAUCCUGUAACCUUGCUAUUUGUGGAUACAAAUUGCACGAUAAGAACUAUAACGGAAUAACCUGGCUUUUCAUGUUUCAAAACAUAAAAGUUAAGACUCGGAGUACGAUUCAUGAUAUAAUCAGUGAUACUACCUACAGAAUGAACAGCACGUCAUUUGUAUUCACUAUUCUUCUCUUUGCUAUAGGUAUGCGAGAAUCAUUUCAGCAAGUUUGUUCAGACAGAUAUUGUAAAGUAGCAUACAUCCGUAACGUUGGCUGCGCAGGUUGUUGUUUAGGGUCUGGUUGUAAUGGUCUAGCUGGCUAUUGCGAAAACUCUAAAUGUUAUUGCAACGGAUGCGAGGUUAAGAAAAGUAAAGUAUCAACAUCAAGAGAUGGAACUUUCAGCUCAGCAAGAAGUCGGAUAAGCGGUAAAAUGAGGAUUGUCUCUAGCUCUUCGAGAAGCCGGAUUGUUAUGUAAUACAACACAGAUAUACAUAUGCAUAUAUUCUAGAAAAAUAAAAUAAAAUAAUUGCAUUGCAAUAGAAUUUCAA
Molecule: messenger RNA, 537 nt
Organism: Mytilus trossulus (common blue mussel)
Lineage: Eukaryota; Metazoa; Mollusca; Bivalvia; Mytilida; Mytilidae
Exons: 5
Coding region: 78-464 (128 amino acids)
Source: RefSeq, a predicted model, not a curated record